Messenger RNA from Ylistrum balloti, 2415 nucleotides. RefSeq names its product BTB/POZ domain-containing protein 17-like. Lineage: Eukaryota; Metazoa; Mollusca; Bivalvia; Pectinida; Pectinidae. Gene Ontology annotation, molecular function: protein binding. The record is from RefSeq and is a predicted model, not a curated record. The transcript has 4 exons. The coding region runs from base 141 to 1562 and encodes 473 amino acids.
CUGCACCUUUAUAUCGUUAUGCGCAGUUACUAUGCAUUGCGAAGGUUUAUGUUAUUCUUGUCGUAAAGUUUUGUGGUAAAUAUGCAGUUACUAAUAGGACCUGAACAUUGAUUUUCUCCUUGCCUGCAAGCCUAGAUAAGAUGUCUGAGACUAAAAAGCAUGGAGGUGUGAAGGGAGAAGUUGAAUCACCAGUUAAAAAGGAUAAGACACUUGCCGUUAUAGAAGAUAAAGAUGAUUUUAUUCAUCGUUUCCGUACACUUUACAAUUCGGAAAUAUUCAGUGACAUUGUGCUUGUAGUUGGAGACCAACGGUUCUAUGCCCAUAAAAUUAUGCUUGUCACAGCAAGUGAAGUGUUUGAAGCUAUGCUCAGUGAGGCAAGAUGGCAGGAAUCUAAUCAAAAUGAAGUCUGUCUCACAGAAGAUGAAGAAUGUGUGUCAGUGUUUCCAGACUUUCUUAAGUAUAUCUACAGUGGCUCAGUAGAGUUGACAACAUCAAUGGUCCACAAGUUACUGAUUCUGGCUGAUAAGUAUGGUAUACACGUCCUACACAAAACAUGUGUGGAGUACAUGUCACGUCACAUUGUCACAUCUCCAGAUACCAAUCGCACAUUAACCUGGUACCACUAUGCCAAGAUAACCAAUGGCCAACACUUACAAGAGAAGUGUUUAGCAUUCAUCCUGUCAAACUUCAGCAUUAUCCAGCAGGCUCCUGACUGGUUAGAUCUGUCAGCAUCAGUAAUGGUGGAAUUUUUACAGAGUUCUGAGAUUGUUGUGGAGAGUGAAUAUCAACUGUGGGUGGAAGUUGAACGAUGGAUAAAGGCUGUGGAAGAUCCAGAUAUUGUAUUGGAGAAAUUAAAAGCAGUUCUUCCUCAUAUGAGGUUUACCAUGAUGGCCCCAAGCGACCUGCUGAAGAUAGAGACUUCUGAUAUUUAUAACGAAUACACUGAACUGUUCGGAAACCGACUGAUGAAAGCUUACAGAGGUCAUUCACUUCACACAAGUGAUCUAAUGGGUCACACUCGUGAGGAGCCCUAUCGUAAUUACUAUCACAAACUGUACGGUAUCGGUGAUGACCUCAAGUUACGUAACUACAUAGAAACACCAAAGACUGAAAGCCAUCUGGUAACUACUAUGUUAGUACCAAUACACUUAAAGCCAUUUCCUGUACAAUCUAGAGAAGACGACUCUCUGUCUUUUGAUGUUGCCUUUUACCCUCAAGGAUUCUACCAGGCACAUCCACUGUAUGGAAUGUACAUGUCUCGUCAGAAUGAUGAUACUGUACUGAACGUUUCCCGCAGUUCUACUUCCUCCCAACAUGUUGUGGAUGUAGACAUCACCCUGGUUAUCUACGCCUACAGAGACAACAUGAAGUACACAGCCCACAGUUGCAGGGUGUCCCACCAAUUCAGCAGUAAGUCCCGUCAUUGUAAGGUAGAGAAUGUGAUCCCUGUUGAGAACUUAAAGUCUAAAAAGUCACCAUAUCUAGUGGGAAAACAUUUUGAGGCAAAAAUUUUCUUGAAGAUCCAAAAUAUUCAACUGGAAGAAAAGGAGAAGAAAGAAUAGUGAAAAUUAGUAGACAGAGAUUGGUUUCCGAGGUAACAAUAUUGAAUGGUUUCCAAGGUAACAAUAUAGAAUGGUAUCCAAGGUAACAAUGUAGAUUGGUUUUCAAGGUAACAAUUCAGAAUAUUAAUGGUUCCCACAAUAAUAACGUAAGAUGAAAUAACUUAAAGAAUUAAAAUUUGUCAAAAUGUAUUCUUUCAGAAAUUGUUGAUGAAUUUGACAGCAAUAAAUGUACAAUAUUCAUUUCAUGAUAUGGAAACCAAGAUAAUGUAUAUAUGUCCAAAACAUGUGAAAUAUUACUGUUUCAGAUUUGAUGCUCACUACUGCCUAGUUUUCUUUUUUGAUUUCUAUUUCAUUUCAUCAGUGGUAACUCCACUAGAUCAAAUAACACAUAAAUACUCGUAAUAAUGAAAAAUGAUGUAAAGUGUGUUAUAACAUAGAUAACUGCGUAGCUACAUUUUAGAUAUGUUUUGCUUUGAUUUGGGAAUUGCUUUCAUGCAUAUACAUAUAGUUACUCUUGUUUAUAUUUUUUUUUUUUUUUUUUUGAACAUUUUGUACACUGAAGACAUGUUGUUAUGAAAGAGAUCAUGAAAUCUGUAAUUGGUUGAUUGUCCAGUAAUCUUACAUAAAACCAGAAUUCACUGCUGUUUCCAGUGUUUCCAUUUUGUUGUCAAGACUAGCAACAAUUGAUGGUUAAUUUAUAUGUGAUUAAUUGUGUUAUAUUAGUGUUAAAAAUAUCAAAAUUAUUUUUGGUCAUGGUUGUUUUUUACUUGUACUGUAGGAAAUAUAUUGCUUGUAAUGACUACUUGUACUGUAGGAAAUAUAUUGCCUGUAAUGACUACUUGUACUGUAGGAA